AACGUCUUUGUACUUUGAACAGCCAAAUAACAAAGCAAAACCUGCUUGUUCUUUUCUUUCUUCGCAUGGCUUACUUUUAAUUUCUCUCUAACACUCUCCAAACCAUUUUCCUCACCGUCAAACACUUCCAUCAAUGGCUGAUUCCUCCUUUGAUAUUGACAACUAUCCUCACUCCGAUAGCUCAAGAGACCAUAACCACCGCAGGCAACGCCGACAUACAACACCUGUUGGCUCAAUAUAUGCUUCACCUUCAUUUACACAGUUCAGCUCUAUUGAAACAUUCCGUAGUUUCACUUCAAGAAGGCCUCCCCGUGGUCUUCUACCUACGCCUUUUGCUUCAGACAACGAUAACUCAUGGCAAGGUCAGCUUUCAUGGCAGUUUGAGCCCUCAGGUUGGCAAGAUAACCGUUACUUAGGUGCAGUCUUUACUCCAUUGACAACUAUUGCAUCCUCAAUCUCAAAUAGUCGAGUUUUUCGAAGAUCUGCUAAUCAUUAUUACCUUUCACGCACUUAUGGCCCGUUUAGAACCUUUGAGAAUUCAUAUUAUGAUCACUAUUAUUCUAGCUAUAGUGCAGUUCCUUCUGGUAGGCUUGAGCUACAAAGUCAUGCUGCUACAGAUAAUGAUCAAAGUUUAGUAGUUCAUGUAAAGGAUUAUAGUUCAGGAGGUCAUAGCAGGAAAGAAGCUAAAAGGAAACAACCAAUUGGACAAUUAAAUCCUUUGGCUACAUUGGAUGAACUUAGUGUGACUGACUAUGACACAGCUGAUGAUGUUGAAAAAGAAAGAAGCCUAUCUGAGGCUGAAUCUAAUCGCCAUAGAGGUAAAGAUUCUCGCUGGCAUUCUGUUUCGCAUGCUUACAUGGAUCUUGAACAUGAUAGUAUUAGUCGUAUGAGUCAUGGGAUUUCACACGAUGGACCUCAUGAACAUCAUCAGUCUAGGCAACACCAUAUGAGGCAUCAUCAUGUUCAAGAGGGUUAUACAUCUGGUAAUGGAUAUGAUGACAUUGAUCGAUAUUCAAGGUAUGAUGAUGAUGGUGAUGAGUAUGAUGAAGAAGAUGAUGAGCCACCACCAAAGCAAGUUAGUUUGUUUGGUCUGUUCAAGUAUUCAACAAAAUGGGAUAUUGUCCUUGUGAUUUUGGGUUGUUUAGGAGCUCUCAUAAAUGGGGGUGCCCUUCCAUGGUAUUCUUUUCUUUUUGGGGAUUUUGUAAACAAGAUUGCUAAAGAAGCAGAUGACAAAACCAAAAUGAUGAAGGAUGUACAGAAGAUUUGUCUAGAAAUGACUAUACUGUCAGCAAUAGUUGUGAUUGGAGCAUAUUUAGAGAUCACUUGUUGGAGAUUGGUAGGGGAGAGAUCAGCCCAUCGAAUACGAACCAUGUACUUAAGAGCAGUUCUGAGGCAAGAUAUCAGUUUUUAUGAUACUGAAGUAAGCACCGGUGAUAUUAUGCAUGGAAUUUCAAGUGAUGUUGCUCAAAUCCAAGAAGUUAUGGGAGAAAAGAUGGCACAUUUCGUCCAUCAGAUAUGCACCUUCAUCUGCGGAUAUACUGUUGGAUUCUUAAGGUCAUGGAAGGUAUCACUAGUAGUCUUCUCAAUCACUCCAUUGAUGAUGUCCUGUGGAAUGGCUUAUAAGGCCAUUUAUGUUGGAUUAGCUACAAAAGAACAAAUUUCAUAUAGGAAAGCUGGUGGUGUUGCUGAACAGGCUAUCAGUUCGAUUCGAACUGUAUUUUCUUUUGUUGCUGAAGAUAAUUUGGCUGAAAAGUAUUCUGAUUUUUUGGUUAAGUCAGUGCCCAUCGGGGCAAAGAUUGGAUUUGCUAAGGGUGCAGGAAUGGGAGUUAUCUACUUGGUUACAUAUGCGACAUGGGCAUUGGCCUUCUGGUAUGGAUCUAUCCUGGUUGCAAGGGGUGAGAUCAAUGGAGGCGCUGCAAUUGCUUGUUUCUUUGGUGUAAAUGUGGGGGGAAGAGGCUUGGCAUUGGCACUUACAUAUUUUGCUCAAUUCGCGCAAGGCACUGUAGCAGCAAGCAGGGUGUAUGAAAUAAUAGACAGAAUUCCUGAUAUAGAUCCUUACAGUACCCAUGGAAGGACAUUAUCAAAUGUUCGCGGAAGGAUUGAGUUUCGAAGUGUUAUCUUUGCUUACCCUUCUCGCCCUGAUAAUCUAAUUCUUAACUCUCUCAAUUUAGUCAUUCCAUCUUCAAAGACGCUUGCAUUGGUUGGUGCUAGUGGAGGUGGCAAGUCCACCAUCUUUGCUCUGAUAGAGAGAUUCUAUGAUCCCAUUAAAGGAGUUAUUACCUUAGAUGGUCAUGACUUGAGGACACUGCAGGUGAAAUGGCUAAGAGAUCAAAUAGGUAUGGUUGGGCAAGAGCCAAUUCUUUUUGCCACUAGCAUACUAGAAAAUAUAAUGAUGGGGAAAGAAAAUGCCACCAAAAAAGAAGCAAUUAAUGCUUGCAUUGCUGCUAAUGCCCACAGCUUUAUCUCUGGCCUUCCAUAUGGCUAUGACACUCAGGUUGGAGAUAGAGGAACUCAACUCUCAGGUGGGCAAAAGCAGAGAAUUGCGCUAGCACGAGCUAUAAUCAAGGACCCACAAAUACUUCUUUUAGAUGAACCCACCAGUGCCUUAGAUGCAGAAUCUGAGUCUAUUGUGCAGCAAGCCAUUGAUAAGAUCUCCUCUAGCAGGACAACCAUUGUCAUUGCUCAUAGACUAGCAACAGUAAGAAAUGCCAACAUCAUUGUUGUUCUUGAUCAAGGCUCUGUUGUAGAAAUCGGCAACCAUCGCCAGCUAAUGGAAAAUGCUGGUGCUUACUACGACCUUGUCAAGCUUGCAUCUGAAGCAGUUUCAAAAUCUACAGGGCAAGAAAUGGAUACUUACAAGGAGACGGAAUAUUCUAUGCAUGGAAAAUCAGUAAAUGUGGAGGAGACAACAAGAUCGAGGCAUAUAAACUAUAAGCGCAUAGAGAACCACGAAGAAGUGGAAAUGCAAGAAAUACCAAAAGAAAGAAAGUAUCAACUCUCAGAGAUAUGGAACCUACAAAGACCAGAAAUUUUCAUGCUUCUCUUAGGGUUCCUUUUGGGUAUGCAUGCAGGCGCUAUUCUUUCAGUCUUUCCUUACCUCCUAGGCCUGGCCCUUCAAAUCUACUUUGAUAAAGACUCAUCAAAACUAAAGAGAGAUGUUGGAAAUAUCUGUUUAGCACUUGUAGGUCUUGGAAUAGGGUGCAUUCUUGCCAUGACAGGCCAGCAAGGUUUAUGUGGAUGGGCAGGAACCAAACUAACAAUGAGAGUAAGAAACCUUUUAUUUCGAUCUAUAUUAAAACAAGAACCUGCUUGGUUUGAUUUUGAAGAUAAUUCUACUGGGGUACUUGUUUCAAGGCUAUCAACUAAUACAGUCAGUUUUCGAUCAGUUCUUGGUGAUAGAUUCUCAGUCUUGUUAAUGGGUUUAAGUUCAGCUGCUGUUGGUCUUGGUGUGUCAUUUUACUUGGAAUGGAGACUUGCCCUUUUGGCUACUGCACUAACUCCUUUCACUCUUGGUGCUAGCUACUUAAGUUUGAUCAUAAAUGUUGGACCAAAGUUGGAUAAUAGCUCUUACGCUAAAGCUAGCAACAUUGCUGCUGGUGCUGUUUCAAAUAUAAGAACAGUAACAACCUUUUCUGCUCAAGAACAAAUUAUCAGGUCCUUUGAUGGAGCUCUAGAUGAACCCAAGAAGAAAUCAGUGAAAAGAUCACAGAUUCUAGGCUUAACAAUUGGUUUCUCUCAAGGAGCAAUGUAUUGUGCAUAUACCUUAACUCUAUGGUUUGGUGCUUACCUCGUAAAACAAGACAAGACUAAUUUUGGUGAGGUAUAUAAAAUUUUUCUCAUUCUCGUUUUAAGUUCAUUUUCUGUUGGACAACUAGCUGGGCUAGCUCCAGACACUACCAUGGCCAGGACAGCAGUUCCUGCAAUUUUUGAUAUCAUUUAUCGCAAGCCACUGAUAGGUAAUGAUAAUGAAAUGGGCAGAAAAAUUGACAGAUCAAAAUCAUGGGAUAUUGAACUUAGGAUGGUCACAUUUGCAUACCCUUCUAGGCCUGAGAUUGUUGUGUUGAGAGAUUUUUGUUUGAAGGUCAAAGGUGGCAGCAUGGUGGCACUGGUGGGCGGUAGUGGUUCAGGUAAAUCAACAGUUAUAUGGUUGAUACAAAGGUUUUAUGAUCCUAAUCAAGGGAAGGUGACAAUGGGAGGGGUGGAUUUGAGGGUUCUUAAUGUGAAGUGGUUGAGGAAGCAAAUAGCUUUGGUGGGUCAAGAACCUGCUCUGUUCUCUGGAAGUAUAAGAGAAAAUAUUGCAUUUGGAAAUCCCCAAGCUUCUUGGGCUGAGAUUGAAGAGGCUGCAAUGGAAGCUUAUAUUCACAAGUUCAUCAGCAGCCUCCCUCAAGGCUAUGAAACCCAGGUUGGUGAGAGUGGGGCCCAACUAUCAGGUGGGCAGAAACAGAGAAUAGCAAUAGCAAGGGCAAUACUGAAGAAAUCAAGAGUACUAUUAUUAGAUGAAGCAAGUAGUGCAUUGGACUUGGAAUCAGAGAAACAUGUUCAAGAGGCUCUAAGGAAUGUCUCUAAGCAAGCCACUGCUAUUGUAGUAGCCCACAGGCUGUCGACAAUUAGAGAAGCUAAUAUGAUUGCAGUAGUGAAAGAUGGUGCAGUUGUGGAAUAUGGCAGUCAUAAUGCUCUCUUGAACUCCCAUCUUAAUGGUGUAUAUGCAAGCUUGGUUAGAGCUGAAACUGAAGCUACUGCUUUUGCUUGAGUAAUUGAUGAUAUAACUUGUAUUGGUUUCCAAAUGUCACCCCAUUUUUCAAGGCACAGUAAAACCUAUAUAGCAAGUAUUAUUUUUUCACACAUCUAAUUGUCUGUUUAGCACCGUAGUUAGAACAGAAUUUAAAUGGGUCCAUAAGAUCUUGAAUCUUGAACCUUUCAAGAAUUUACUUCUUGAGUAAAUUUAAAGAAAAAGGUUGGGGAUAAG
Molecule: messenger RNA, 4966 nt
Organism: Jatropha curcas
Lineage: Eukaryota; Viridiplantae; Streptophyta; Magnoliopsida; Malpighiales; Euphorbiaceae
Product: ABC transporter B family member 3
Biological process (GO): oligopeptide export from mitochondrion
Cellular component (GO): mitochondrial inner membrane
Molecular function (GO): ABC-type oligopeptide transporter activity; ATP binding; ATP hydrolysis activity
Source: RefSeq, a predicted model, not a curated record